ACCCCCCGCCCGCACCCCCCAUGCGCUGCCCGGCCCGGGGGGGCCCCCCCGCCACGUGAGGGGGGGCAGGGCCGCCUCCCCUUUCCCCCCACCCCGGCCCCGCCGCCCCCAGCCCAGCCAUGAUGUUCCGGGACCAGGUGGGGAUCGUGGCCGGCUGGUUCCGGGGCUGGAGCGAGUGCGAGCAGACGGUGGCACUGCUGGCGCUGCUCAAGCGCGUCACCCGCACCCAGGCGCGCUUCCUGCAGCUCUGCCUCGAGCACUCGCUGGCCGACUGUCCUGACAUCCACCUGCUCGAGGCCGAGGCCAACAGCGCCGCUGCCAUCUCCCAGUGGCCGCAGGAGCCGGCCGAGGCGGCGGUGGCCCUGCUGCUGGCCCACCUUCCCCUGCUGCAGCCGGGCAACGCCGCCGCCAAGGCCGAGUACAUGAAGCGGCUGCAGAAGGUUCUGGCCGACGCCAUCGAGAGCAAUCGCUGCGUGGAGGAGUCGCGGCAGCUGCUCUCCUACGCCCUCAUCCACCCCGCCACCACCGCCGACGACCGCAGCGCGCUGGCCCUGUGGCUCGGCCACCUGGAGGAGCGGCUGGCCCCGGCCGGGCCCCCCCAGCGCCGGCCCCCCGCACACGAGUGGCCCCCCGAGCCCCCCGAGCCCGGGGGCAGCGGGACACAGGGAGGGGGGACCUGGGCAGAGCAGCACCCACCGGGAACGGCCCCGCGGGAGAACGGGCACCCCCCGUUCCAGACCCCCACAGCCCUGCCGUGCCAGCUGCACCCCAGCCCCCUGAAGCGCUCGCUGGCGCUGGUGCCCGGCAGCCCCCAGCCCGGCCCGGGUGGUGACUGGGGGGGCUCGGGGGGGCCCGAGGACCCCCCCACGGCACCCCGGGGACCCCCCCCGGCGUUCGGGGAGCACGCGCCGCUGUCCCCGCAGAGCAGCGUGGCCUCGUCGGGCAGCGAGCACACCGAGGAGCCCGGCGGGAGAAACUCCUUCCAGGAGGACGGCAGCGGCAUGAAGGAUGUCCCCUCGUGGCUGAAGAGCCUGCGGCUGCACAAGUACGCGGCGCUGUUCGCACAGAUGAGCUACGAGGAGAUGAUGACGCUGACAGAGCAUCACCUGGAGUCCCAGAACGUCACUAAAGGCGCUCGGCACAAGAUCGCCCUGAGCAUCCAGAAGCUGCGGGAGCGGCAGAGCGUCCUCAGGGCACUGGAGAAGGACAUCCUCGAGGGGGGCAACCUGUGGACGGCUCUGCAGGAGCUGCAGCAGAUCCUGGUCACCCCCAUCAAAGCCUUCCGGCCCCCCCCGGCCGCGCCCCCUCCCCCCGGACCCCCCGACGGGGCCCCCCCCGACGCCUUCGCGCCCCCCCCGGCCCCCGGGCCCGAGGCCGAGGCCCCCGCGGCGCCCGUCCCCGACGGGGACAUCCCGGGCCAGUUCACCCGGGUGAUGGGCAAGGUGUGCACCCAGCUCCUGGUGUCGCGGCCGGACGAGGAGAACAUCACCAGUUACCUCCAGCUGCUCGAGAAGUGCCUGAGCCAUGAGGCGUUCACGGAGACGCAGAAGAAGCGGCUCCAGUCCUGGAAGCAGCAGGUGCUGAAGCUGCUCCGCGCCUUCCCCAAGAAGGGGCCCCUGGACGGCCCCCCCGGAUACCGGCCCCCCAAAAGCUGGGCCUUCGGCUCCAACUCUCUCCCCAUAGCUGGCUCUGUGGGGGGGGGGGCGGCGGGGGGGGGGCCGCCCCUUCGCGCUGCCCCCCCGGGCCCUGCCCCCCCCCGCCCGCCUGGGGCUGCUGGGACCCCCCGGGGGGGCCCCGACCCCCAGAGCCCCCCUCGGAGCCCCCCCCUUGGGCACACAGGGACGGCAGAGCCCUUUGGUUCGGGGCCGGGGGGGGCGCGGGGGGGUCCCCGGGAGCCGCGGGGCCGUGCAGAGGACGCACUCCCUGCCCGUGCACAGCUCGGCCCUGCUCGCCUUCCCACAGGGUACGGGAAUGGGGACCCCGAAACGGGGAGGGGACCCCAAAACGGGAACGGGGGACCCUGAAACAGGAACGGGGAC
Poecile atricapillus (Black-capped chickadee) is the source of this 2039-nucleotide messenger RNA. It is a transcript of the gene SAMD4B, whose product is annotated as sterile alpha motif domain containing 4B. Bases 120 to 2024 code for a protein of 634 amino acids. Gene Ontology annotation, cellular component: P-body. Gene Ontology annotation, biological process: nuclear-transcribed mRNA poly(A) tail shortening; negative regulation of translation; regulation of mRNA stability. Gene Ontology annotation, molecular function: mRNA binding; protein binding; translation repressor activity. Lineage: Eukaryota; Metazoa; Chordata; Aves; Passeriformes; Paridae. The record is from RefSeq and is a predicted model, not a curated record. The transcript has 10 exons.